Solanum stenotomum is the source of this 3922-nucleotide messenger RNA. Its product is annotated as pentatricopeptide repeat-containing protein At3g14730. Bases 452 to 2359 code for a protein of 635 amino acids. Gene Ontology annotation, biological process: RNA modification. NCBI's taxonomy places the organism in Eukaryota, Viridiplantae, Streptophyta, Magnoliopsida, Solanales, Solanaceae. The transcript is spliced from 4 exons. The record is from RefSeq and is a predicted model, not a curated record. Gene Ontology annotation, molecular function: protein binding; RNA binding.
UUGAAUUUGAUUCUUGUUUUUUUUUUCUAUUUCCCUUCACCCAUUUACUAUCUGCACUCUUUUUCACUCACUCUCUUGACUAAUUAUACUGAAUGGUUCUUGGGUUGUUUCAAGAUUGUUACUUUUUCACAAAUUACAUAUGCAGGUAUAGAAGUAUAGGUUCAGAUUUGAAAAGGGUAUUGAGAUAGUAAGUUUUUAGUAAUCAUGUUGCAUAAUUUUCUGAGUUUGAGGUGGUCUGUAGUUAAGAGCUAGCAGUUGUAGAUAAUUAUAGUGCUCAAUUUCAUACCUGUUUGGAUUUCUUUAGUUUAUUUUUUGAUAAAAGAUUGCUUUUUUAUGACAUAGAUGUAGUGGAAGCGAAAAACUGGGGAGGGGAUUUUACAAGGUGAGAAAUAGAGUAGCCAACCAACUGAGCAUCUAAGAUCCCGUAUGCAUUUUCUUUUUUUGCUCCUAAAUGAGGCAAAGAACCUUAAUUACGAGGUCAUUGUCAAUAUUUAAGUCACAAUAUUCAAUUAGUUUUUCAUCCAUUGCCUACAAGUCUUUUGAUCUCAAGACUUGCAUUGUAUCACUUCAAUCAUGUGCUAAUGACAAGGACCUUACAGGAGGGAAACAAUUUCAUUGCCACAUGCUUAGAUGUGGCCAUUUGGAUUUAUCUCCCGUGCCUACCACUAGCCUUAUUAACAUGUACUCGAAAUGCAAUUCGAUAUCCAAUGCAUUAUCUGUAUUCUAUACUUCACCAAUUGAUCAUAAUGUGUUUGCUUAUAAUGCUAUAAUAGCAGGGUUAAUUGCCAAUGAUUUGCCUAAAAGUGCUUUUGAAUUCUAUUUCAAAAUGAGGCUAGUUGGUGUCAUGCCUGAUAAGUUCACUUUUCCUUGUGUGCUUAAGGCUUGUAAAAAUGAAGUAGAUGUGAAAAGGAUUCACGGGUUGGUUUUUAAAUUUGGGCUUGAAGUUGAUUUAUUCAUUGGAAGUGCUUUGUUGCACAGUUAUCUAAUGUAUAGGAUGGUGGAUUUUGCGUUAGAUGUGUUUGAGGAUUUGCCGGAGAGGGAAGAUGUUGUGCUUUGGAAUGCCAUGAUCAAUGGAUAUGCUCAAACUGGAGAGUUUGGUAGUGCUUUGAUGGUUUUUAGGUGGAUGAUUGAGGAUGGGGUUAUUCCCAACAAGUUUAGCAUAACAGGUGUACUUUCAGCUCUGGCAAAUUAUGGGGAAGUUUAUAAUGGAAAGGUGAUACAUGGGUUUGUGAUAAAAAAGGGUUUUGAUUUGGGGGUUGCCAUUUCUAAUGCAUUAAUAGACAUGUAUGGUAAAUGUAGCUGUGUUGCUGACGCUUUAGAGGUUUUCCAGACAAUGGAUGAUAAGGAUAUAUUUUCAUGGAACUCAAUAAUUUGUGUGCAUGAACAAUGUGGUAAUCACGAGGGAACUUUGAGGCUUUUCAAAAGGAUGUUGUCUGCUAGAGUUCGUCCUGAUUUGGUGACUGUCACUACUACACUUCCUGCCUGUGCUCAUUUAGCAGCGUUGAGGCAUGGUAGAGAGAUUCAUGGAUACAUGAUUGUUAAUGGUCUGAGGAAAGAUACUGCUGACAAAGAAUAUGAUGAUACUUACCUUGACAAUGCAAUUUUGGACAUGUAUGCCAAAUGUGGAAGCAUGCGUGAAGCUAAGCUGAUCUUUGAUAUGAUGAAUUUCAAAGAUGUGGCGUCGUGGAACAUUAUGAUUAAGGGGUAUGGCAUGCAUGGAUUUGGCAUCAAGGCAUUAGAAUUGUUUUCUGAUAUGUGUAAGGCAGAAUUGAGGCCUGAUGAUGUCACAUUUGUUGGGGUUUUGUCAGCUUGCAGCCAUUCAGGGCUUGUAAAACAGGGGAGAGAAUUUCUUGCCCAUAUGCAGCCGAAGUAUGGUGUUGUGCCUUCUAUUGAACAUUACACCUCUAUGAUUGACAUGCUAGGUCGUGCUGGGCAGCUUGAAGCUGCUUAUGAGUUGUUAUUAACAAUGCCCAUUAAGACCAAUUCUGUCGUAUGGAGAGCGUUCUUGGCUGCCUGCCGUCUACAUGGUAAUGAUGAUCUUGCUAAGGUUGCUGCAAAACAGGUACUUGAUCUUGAACCAGAUCAUUGUGGAAGUUAUGUCAUAUUAUCAAAUGUGUAUGGACAGACUGGUCGCUAUGAAGAGGUAUUAGAGAUAAGAGAUGCAAUGAAGCUACAAAAUGUAAGGAAGACACCUGGUUGUAGCUGGAUUGAACUUCAUAAUGGUGUCCAUGUCUUUAUUACUGCUGAUAAAUCACAUCCUGAAGCCAACCUUAUUUAUGCUGGAUUGAAUUCUUUAACAGCGCGAUUGUGUGAGCAUGGUUAUACACCAGAAUCUGAUGCCUUGGAAAGCAGUCCAUGAUAUUCCAGACUUAUUCUCCGUUGUUCUAGAUGAAGAUUCCUGAAGCACUGACUGAAAGAAGGUUCUUACAAUAUCUAUUUGGGAAACCUAGCAAGUGUGUGAGUUCAUUUUGCUUCUCAUGGAAACCAAUGUCUAUGUAUGCUGGUGCUCCGAAAUAGCCUGAGUUAUCUGUGUGCUUUUGCAGAUAAACUUUCUAUUGAAAAAUGAAAAGUAUGUUUUCUUCACUUUUGGAGCAUAUCAUUUUGCAGCAUCUGCUAUAACCAAGGGGAUAUUUAGUGCAACUAAGGACUAUGCUUCUCUUUUUGAUGUUGACGGUCAUUGAAUGAACUUCAUGGAGACCAUUCCUAAACAGGCAUCAUGAAUUAUACAGAAGAUCAUGAAGGCAUCUAGGUAUUUCACAGAAGCAGGACAUGAACCAACUGAUAUUUAUAACAUGAAACAGUUCCCAACAAGAUGGUUCUAUCAGAAGAUUAGAGGAGAGUUUCCAAAGGUGGAAUGGCAGAACUGAUAUGCAAUAACCUUGGAAUUCCUAACUGGUCAUGGAAGAUGAUUUGGAAAACCAGAUCACCUAUGAAAGCAGCUUUUUUGGUUGGCUAGCAGCUAGGGAUGCUUGCCAAGCACAACACAAGUUACAAAGGAGAGGGUUUUCCUUGUGCAGUAGCUGAUAUUUCUGCAAUUCAGAGGAGGAAACAGUUGAACAUCUUUUCUUGCAUUGCAGAUUUCAAGACAAUGUUGGGAACUUUUCUUUAACAUAAUGGGCAUAUCUUUGGUGUCACCAGAGAAAAUUAGUAGCUUGUUGGAAGUGUGGCGAUUUGUUUGAGGAUAUCUGAGGUGGUGCCGAUCUGUUUACUGACCUCUCUCACUAAGGAAAGGGUGUGAGUCCAGAAGAUUGUUCCUACACGAUACAAAUGGGUACUGGGGCCAUGCUCUCAUUUUUUUGUCCUAGAAAGUUACAGACUUGCAGCAGUGUUUUUCCCUUCCAUUCGUGCUCAGGGGCCAGUGCUCUAAGUUUAAAUAUUGCUUCAAUUAUCUGGCAGCGUUUGGCAGUAGAUGCUUAAAAUUAUUUUGAAGUCUUAUGGAACAUAAUAUCGGCUAAUCUUGAUGAAGCACAAGGGCAUCUAACAAUUCUUCAUAGCCGUAGAGAGUGUCGUAUGAUACUCUCUCAUCAACUUGGCUAUUAUUUUCUUCUAAACAACCUGGUUUGGGCCUACUAAUCUCAGAGAAAGAAAGCUCGCUUUCACCAAGUCACAGCCAAGACAAGCUAUGGUUCUCGGAGGAGCCUUCAGUUCGAUGCUCAUCAGAGUAAGUAGGAACAAUAAGUGGUUUUCUUUUGGCGCGUUCAGUUUGAGCAUAACAACAUGUGGUUGUUUUGUUGUGUUUUUGCCAGAAACAAAUGGCAGAACAUUUAUUUAGUGAUACACAAUGGAUGAAGAGGAGAACAAAGACCAAACAUUUGUCUGUUGUAUUGUUUCUGGUUUCUGAGUAAAUUUGGCCAUUUCAAGUUUACUUAUUGAUGUUAUAGUUGUGUAUUUCAAUGACUGAACUGGAUUGGUGUCUUUGUCA